Molecule: messenger RNA, 741 nt
Organism: Lepus europaeus (European hare)
Lineage: Eukaryota; Metazoa; Chordata; Mammalia; Lagomorpha; Leporidae
Gene: KLK11
Product: kallikrein related peptidase 11
Exons: 5
Coding region: 1-741 (246 amino acids)
Biological process (GO): proteolysis
Molecular function (GO): serine-type endopeptidase activity
Source: RefSeq, a predicted model, not a curated record
AUGAUUCUGCUACUCAUCACCCUGGCUCUGGUGACAGGGCACGCAGUGGCAGAGACCCGGAUCAUCAAGGGCUACGAGUGCCCCCCACAUUCCCAGCCCUGGCAGGCGGCCCUGUUCCAGAAGACGCGGCUGCUCUGUGGGGCAACCCUCAUCGCCCCCAGAUGGCUCCUGACCGCCGCCCACUGCCACAAGCCCCGCUACCUGGUGCACCUGGGUGAGCACAACCUGCAGCGCCCGGACGGCUGUGAGCAGACCCGGACGGCCACGGAGUCCUUCCCGCACCCCGGCUUCAACAACAGCCUUCCCAACAAGGACCACCGCGACGACAUCAUGUUGGUGAAGAUGGCCAGCCCGGCCUUCGUCACCCGCGCCGUGCGGCCCCUCACCCUCUCCAGACACUGCGUCGCGGCUGGCACCCGCUGCCUCAUUUCCGGCUGGGGCACCACCUCCAGCCCCCAGUUGCGCCUGCCCCACACCUUGCGAUGCGCCAACAUCUCCAUCAUCGAGCACGGUGACUGCGAGAGAGCCUACCCCGGCAACAUCACCGACACCAUGCUGUGCGCCAGCGGCGGCAAAGACUCCUGCCAGGGCGACUCAGGGGGCCCCCUGGUGUGCAACGGGUCUCUGCAAGGCAUUAUCUCCUGGGGCCAGGACCCCUGUGCCGUCACCAGAAAGCCAGGCGUCUACACAAAAGUCUGCAGAUACGUGGACUGGAUCCAGGAGACCAUGGAGAACAACUAG